This is a messenger RNA of Talaromyces rugulosus, 630 nucleotides long. RefSeq lists its product as uncharacterized. NCBI's taxonomy places the organism in Eukaryota, Fungi, Ascomycota, Eurotiomycetes, Eurotiales, Trichocomaceae. The transcript has 3 exons. The coding region runs from base 1 to 630 and encodes 209 amino acids. The record is from RefSeq and is a predicted model, not a curated record. Gene Ontology annotation, molecular function: monooxygenase activity; FAD binding.
AUGUUGGCUUCUAAUGUUAUCAUCAUCGGUGCUGGUCUGGCGGGUGUAACCUUGGCUCUUUGUUUAAAAAAGCAGCAUGGAAUCUCCUACUCAAUCUAUAAGCUACGACCUAGUCCCGAUGAGUGUAGAACGCAUACUUCACCAAAUGUAUUGCGUGUGCUACAAUAUGUCAGCGUUUACGAUAAAAUCAGAACCCAGGUUUACAAUUACGAGGAAGUUGGCAUGAACAAUGCCAGUGGCCAACAAUUAGCAACGUUCCUGAUUGGUAGUGAAAAACUCUAUCAUUUAUAUUCGAUACGCGUUCAUCGGAAAAUAGUCCAGUUGAAAUUGCCGGGGGAAGCUGAGGAACAGGGAAUAGCGAUCCACUACGGAAUGAAACUGAUAGAUGUGAAUGAAGACAAUGUUUCAGGAGUAGAAUUGAUAUUCGAGAAUGGGAUCACUGUAGCUGCUGACUUUGUCUUUGUGGUUGGCGCUGAUGGGGUUCACUCGCGUACGCGCUCGGCAGUCAGCAACACAGCACAUAAAUAUAGCGGACUCCUUGGUGUUACCAGCAUGUCCCGACGACCUACAUAUACUAAUGAAAGAAAGGGUCUCAGAGAACUGGCCAGCUCUGGUUUAGAAUAUCUGUGA